CGCAGACCGACUACGUACCAACGCUAUUCCGGGAUUAUAUAUCCGCCGCUCGUCACGUAUUUUCAUACAUUGCGCAUUUGGGCCCUGCGAGCAGCACAAUAUCACGACGGUUUAAUAUAUUCCGACAAAUAAAGAUUUCGAAUGGCCAACUACAUUCACGUACCCGACGAGGCUCCCGCCGUGCCCAAAAUAGACGUAACAGUUGACGAGAGCGACUACAGAUCUGGUGCACUGAGGCUGAUCAAGGAGCUGAGACCCAACUGGAAGCCAUCCGAGGUCAAACUGAAGUUUUUUACAGAUGGGAUAACUAACAAGCUGCUGGGUUGCUACGUGGGUGCAGUCAUGCAAGAUGUAGUCCUGGUCCGUAUUUAUGGCAACAAAACCGAGUUGUUGGUCGACCGGGAGAAUGAAGUCAAAAGCUUUCGCGUGCUACAUGCAAACCGCUGUGCCCCACACCUAUACUGCACCUUCAACAAUGGACUUUGCUAUGAAUUUCUGCAAGGAACUGCCUUGGAGCCAGAGCACAUUCGCAGCAAACCUGUGUUCAGUCUUAUUGCCGGGCAGCUGGCCAAGUACCAUGCCAUCCAUGCCCACAAUGGCUGGGUGCCCCAGUCUGACAUGUGGCUGAAGUUGGGCAAAUACUUUGCUCUCAUCCCCAAGUACUUCAAGGACCCAGAGCGGAACGCCAGGUUGAGCACGGAGGUGCCAAGCUCACGGUGCCUCCGAGAAGAGCUGGUGUGGCUCCAGCAGAGCCUGUCUGUGCUGGGCUCCCCAGUUGUUCUCUGCCACAACGACCUUCUCUGCAAAAACAUAAUUUAUAAUGCGGAGGCAGGCAAUGUAAAGUUCAUUGACUACGAGUAUGCUGGGUACAAUUACCAAGCCUACGACAUUGGGAACCAUUUCAAUGAGUUUGCCGGCCUGAAUGAGGUGGAUUAUAGUCACUACCCUCAGAGGUCCUUUCAGCUGCAGUGGCUCCGCUCCUACCUGGAGGCCUAUAAGGAGCACAAAGGCCAAGGCGACGAAGUGACCGAUAGAGAGGUGGAGGUUCUUUAUGUCCAGGUCAACCGAUUUUCCCUGGCGUCUCAUUUCUUCUGGGGGCUCUGGGCUCUGAUUCAGGCCAAAGUCUCCACCAUCGACUUUGAUUUCUUGGGAUAUGCAGUCCUGCGCUUCAACCAGUACUUCAAGAUGAAACUGGAGGUGGCCGCGCUGAACUUACCCGAAUAACAAGCCCCCACCCCCACCACCCCCCUUCAUCUUCUCUUCUUUUCUCUCUUCCUCCCUCCCAACCUUCUCUGAGGCUCACAUGAAGAAUGCGGAGAGCCGUCUAGGGGUGUACGCAGGGAAGUGCCAGAUUCAGAGUCUGUCCUGCUCGGUGCCUACGGGUCUCCUCUGCAUGUCCUUAUCUUUUAUUGAUGAAAAGGGCCGCACGCUUUUCCUUCCUCUGACUAAACAUCGUUGUUAACAGGUAGCCCUGGUCAUUUGGAAUGUGGGCGAGUGUGACGCAGAGACUCGAACCCUGCUGUAAUGUGAAACCCACAUGGGAGAAUAGUUUUUUUUUUUUGGUUUCAAUUAUUCUAAUAUCUAUUAGAUAUUAACAUGAUAUCAGCGUAUCGUAUUUGUCAGCUGCUUUUCUUGGGUCUCAAAUCGCCGGGAAUAAGAUGAAGGAGGAAUGUCAGCUUAUUCAUAACCAACACGUAGUAACCGCCUGCAGGACUGACUGAAGUGGCCUAAACACUAAUCUGCACUCCAUGGGGUAAAUACUCUCAACGGCCGGACCAGCUAAUUACCAAAUUUCUAACAAUAUCAAGGCAAAACAGAGCCAGCUAUGUUUGUUGUAAAGAAGAAACAAAAUAAUGCCAACAGGGCGAGACCAGUGCUGUCCCAUAGUCUGAUGAGUUGAGCCGAAUUACAAAAAGAAUCCUCGUGAUCUGCCUUGUGACUCUUGUUUUCACCCUUAAAAACUGUGCACUCGUUGUUUUUGUCGCAGUGCGUCUCACUGUAAUUUGAACAUUCCGUGUUCAUGAUGCUCGAUAGGAGACUCGGUUGUGGUUCCCAUGGUCGGUUUGAUCCGUUCACUGUGACGUGGUCUGUAAGACAUGCUGCGCUAAACGAGACCAAACCAUUUUUUCUUGUCUGCUCCGAGUCGAGUGACGUUUGAGAAUCAUCUUUUAAUAUUACAAAACAGUGCUGUUAAGUCCUAAAGGAAGUCGAGGCGGUUCGAUGCGUGAUUUGACCUGGUCGACCUCCGGAUCGCUGAGCCACUGUUUGCACUCGUCAUGUUUAAGCGCCCAAUGUUGAAGGUCUGUUAAAAAGAGGAGUUUUGUCAUAAAGAAAGUGGAGUAGGUUGGUUACGCACAUCUGUGUCUAGUUUAAAACAAUGUAAUGAAUGUGAGGGGUUAGUGGGACCCAAGGAGCAAGAGCGCCACCUGUUGGAGGAAAGAAAUAACGGUAGCUGCCAGUAAACUGUCUUGGUGUGUGUGUGUGUGUGUGUUUUUUUUUAAAUGCGCUUUAGGAGGCCUUCGAAAAACCUCAACCUUUUGGUUACUUUAACAGGCCUACACCAAAGUGCUGACAUCCGUUUUGUGCUUGUACAUAGUGUGCAUUGUUCCAAUUUCCAUGUAGCACAAGGAGAAUUAGAGUUACAGUUGUAUAGACUUUUUAUACUUUAUUAUGUGAUAAAGGCCGAGGUCUUCGAGAGUGUGUGGAUGUUUGCUGAUGGAACCCCAGAUGGCCCCUGGACAAAUAUAGCAUCAUUUGAGAAACUAUUCAGUAAACUGUGGGCAAACAGGUUUUCUCAAUUACUCCAAAAUGGUUUGCAACUCAUGCAUUUUUUUUUUCCCUGGCGCGCGCCGCUGUAAAAGGUUUGCAAAGCUCUGAUUGUCCAUGUGUGGUUUUCUUAGGCUCUGACAGUGUCUUUAUUUUUGUCCAUCCAGUUUUAAAGUUUGAAGGUUUAAAGCUUAAUACGGUUUCAUUUAGAUUUGCUUGGUGGCAGACCUGAUAUGAAUUGGAAAAGGAUUCCGUAGGUGAAGAUCUUCUAUUGAAGCGAAUUUCACGGGUUUUCGUAAGUUAGCAGACGACUUGUAUUGGUUAAGGGUACAUGAAAGAUGGUUUUCUGGUGGGUGUCUGAUUUUAACCCCACGAUGUCAGAAAACAUUUACACACAUCAAUUUGACUGCCACGUUAUCAGAAUUUUUACAAUGUUAAAAAUUGUACUGCUGAAAUAUUUCCUGAUAGGGACCUCCACUACUAUUUAACAUUGUAUAAAAAAAAGCUCAUUAAUUUCAUUGGACACUUUAGCAUUUGUUUAUAUGUACAGUAAGCACAUGUAAUAAAAACUUUGCUUGUUAUGAAAUGUGAAUGAAUGUACAUAGGAGUUCUUUUAUUUUCUAAAAGUUGGAUUAAAGUGAAGUUGCCUGGGCUAAAAGGUGAAAUAAAAAAUACAUUUUCAAUACUGUAAACACACUUUAAAAAAUAAAGUAUAUUUACCCGUA
Molecule: messenger RNA, 3491 nt
Organism: Gasterosteus aculeatus aculeatus (three-spined stickleback)
Lineage: Eukaryota; Metazoa; Chordata; Actinopteri; Perciformes; Gasterosteidae
Gene: etnk1
Product: ethanolamine kinase 1
Biological process (GO): phosphatidylethanolamine biosynthetic process
Cellular component (GO): cytoplasm
Molecular function (GO): ethanolamine kinase activity
Source: RefSeq, a predicted model, not a curated record